GCAAGGGGUCGCUCAAAAAGAACCAAGAAUAAUACAUAACAAAUAGGACCCAGAGGGCACCCGUGUGCACCGGAAGUGGUUUCAUCUGUUUUAUUUUUAACGAGCGGCAGGUUUUUCCUCUCCUUCAUUCAGCACAAGGUUUUUUUAAUUUUUUAAAUAAGUAACCUUAUCGGAGAAAGGACCGAACAUUUCAACAGAAAUGUUUUACCAUAUUUCUCUGGAGCAUGAAAUCUUGCUUCAUCCGAGGUAUUUUGGUCCUAAUCUCCUCAACACCGUGAAGCAGAAGCUUUUUACAGAGGUGGAGGGAACCUGCACUGGGAAGUAUGGCUUUGUGAUUGCAGUCACCACCAUUGACAAUAUUGGGGCAGGUGUAAUUCAGCCAGGGAGAGGGUUUGUCCUCUAUCCUGUCAAAUACAAGGCCAUUGUAUUCCGUCCAUUUAAAGGGGAGGUAGUGGAUGCAGUGGUCACUCAGGUUAACAAGGUUGGAUUGUUCACAGAAAUUGGUCCCAUGUCUUGCUUCAUCUCUCGCCACUCCAUCCCAUCAGAGAUGGAGUUUGACCCCAACUCUAAUCCACCUUGUUAUAAGACAGUUGAUGAGGACAUUGUCAUCCAGCAAGAUGACGAGAUCCGGUUAAAGAUUGUGGGAACAAGAGUGGACAAGAAUGAUAUUUUUGCCAUUGGAUCCCUCAUGGAUGAUUAUCUGGGUCUUGUGAGCUGAUUUGCCACAGAAGGAGCACAUUUUACAUAGAACUGUAUAUCUACUAGCUGAGUUAUUUUUUUUUGUUAAAUUUAAUAUCUUUCUCUCUGAUUGGCAUGGCAGGUAGAAGCCCAAUUACUUCAUCACUUGACUUACACACUGUACAGCAGACAUUUGUAGGUUUUAUGUUUUUGACCUGGCAUGGAAAAAUGUGAAGCCAGCAGAAUGUGUGGCUGAAUUAAAAGCAAAGAUAGUAUAGCCCACAUUUUUUUUUUGCUAAAGUUUCUUUAAUUUCCAACCUAUUUCCAUUCCAACUAUGGUGUUUUUUUGUCAUUUUUGUAGGUGAGCUAUGUAAUAAAACAUUUGUAUUUGUUCAUA
Labrus mixtus (cuckoo wrasse) is the source of this 1075-nucleotide messenger RNA. It is a transcript of the gene polr2g, whose product is annotated as RNA polymerase II subunit G. The transcript has 8 exons. Lineage: Eukaryota; Metazoa; Chordata; Actinopteri; Labriformes; Labridae. The record is from RefSeq and is a predicted model, not a curated record. Gene Ontology annotation, cellular component: P-body; RNA polymerase II, core complex. Gene Ontology annotation, molecular function: single-stranded DNA binding; single-stranded RNA binding; translation initiation factor binding. Bases 200 to 718 code for a protein of 172 amino acids. Gene Ontology annotation, biological process: DNA-templated transcription; transcription initiation at RNA polymerase II promoter; positive regulation of translational initiation.